Messenger RNA from Protobothrops mucrosquamatus (brown spotted pit viper), 1710 nucleotides. It is a transcript of the gene NTRK3, whose product is annotated as neurotrophic receptor tyrosine kinase 3. Gene Ontology annotation, cellular component: plasma membrane. Gene Ontology annotation, molecular function: transmembrane receptor protein tyrosine kinase activity; neurotrophin receptor activity; protein binding. The transcript has 13 exons. Bases 1 to 1710 code for a protein of 569 amino acids. Gene Ontology annotation, biological process: cell surface receptor protein tyrosine kinase signaling pathway; protein phosphorylation. The record is from RefSeq and is a predicted model, not a curated record. NCBI's taxonomy places the organism in Eukaryota, Metazoa, Chordata, Lepidosauria, Squamata, Viperidae.
AUGGAUGUCUCGUUUUGUCCGACCAAAUGUAGUUUUUGGAAGGUUUUCUGGCUCUGGAGCAUUUGGGGGGACUACUUGGUUUCCGUUUUGGGUUGCCCUGCCAACUGCCUUUGCAACAAGACCGACAUCAGUUGCAAAAAACCGGACGAUGGCAACCUCUUCCCUCUCCUGGAGGGGCAAGAUUCGGGAUCCACCAAUGGAAACGCCAGCAUCAACAUCACGGAUAUCUCUAGGAAUAUCACUUCGAUAUACAUAGAGUACUGGAAGAAUUUGCAGACUUUGCAUGCCGUAGACAUGGAGCUGUACACAGGACUCCAGAGAUUGACAAUCACGAACUCAGGGCUCCGAAGCAUCCAGCCGCGGGCGUUCGAUAAGAAUCCUCACUUACAUUACAUAAAUCUCUCAGGUAACCGGCUGACCACUCUUUCGUGGUUACUCUUCAAGACGCUGAGGCUUACGGAAUUGAAGUUGGAAAAUAAUAUUUUUAACUGCAGCUGUGAUAUCCGUUGGAUCCAGCUGUGGCAGGAGAGAGAAGAAGCCAAUUUGCAGAACCAGGACUUGUACUGCACAGGCAUGGAGACCAGCCACAUACACAUACAGGAGCUGAAUAUCAACCAGUGCGAUUUGCCCGAGAUCAGUGUCAGCCAUGUGAAUCUGACCGUCUGUGAAGGUGAAAAUGCUGUUAUCACAUGCAAUGGGUCCGGUUCUCCUUUGCCAGAUGUUGACUGGAUUGUGGUCAACCUGCGCUCUAUCAACACGCAUCAGACAAAUGCCAACUGGACUAAUGUUCAUUCCAUCAAUUUAACCCUGGUGAAUGUAACCAGUGAAGACAAUGGGUUCCUGCUCACAUGCAUAGCUGAGAAUGUGGUAGGAAUGUCUAAUGCCAGCGUACUCCUCACUGUAUACUCUCCUCCCCGUAUCCUCAGCCUACUGGAACCUAUUCGGCAUAUGGAACACUGUAUCGAGUUUUCGGUGCAUGGGAACCCUCCACCCCAAAUUCAUUGGCUGUACAACGGCCAGUUUCUUAGACAGACGGCCUUCAUCCGCAUGGAUGUCUACCAGGGUGGGGAUAUCACAGAUGGCUGUUUGCUGUUCAACCAUCCCACUCAUUACAACAAUGGCAACUACACCAUCGUGGCUACCAACUACUUGGGAACAGCCAACCAGACCGUCAGAGGACAUUUUCUGGAGAAACCAUUUCCAAGCAUUUCAGAUAUCUUUGUCACAUAUGAGUACAGUCCAAGUCCUUCCCCUCUUAUCACAGUGACACAUAAGCCAGAGGAAGACACCUUUGGGGUAUCUAUCGCAGUGGGUCUUGCGGCUUUUGCCUGUGUUCUCCUGGUGGUCCUAUUUAUUAUGAUCAACAAAUAUGGACGGCGAUCAAAGUUUGGAAUGAAAGGUCCUGUGGCUGUAAUCAGUGGAGAAGAGGAUUCUGCCAGCCCUCUUCAUCACAUCAACCAUGGCAUCACCACACCUUCAUCAUUGGACACCGGCCCAGACACAGUGGUGAUCGGUAUGACCCGGAUUCCUGUCAUCGAAAACCCACAAUAUUUCCGACAAGGCCACAACUGCCAUAAACCAGACACAUGUUUCAGAGAAAUUAUGUUGAAUCCAAUAACCCUUCCUGGACAUUCUAAUCCUCUUAACCAUCAUGGCAUUUAUGUUGAGGAUGUCAGUGUUUAUUUCAGCAAAGGACGUCAUGGCUUUUAA